AUGGGUCUCACCCUGACAGCAUCAUCAGACACCAGCCUCGUCGCGUACUCCGACGCCGACUGGGCUGGGUGUCCUGACACUUGGCGCUCUACUUCCGGCUACUGCGUCUACCUCGGGCCCUCUCUGAUAUCAUGGUCGUCUAAACGACAACCCACGGUCUCACGAUCGAGCGCCGAUGCCGAGUACAGGGCAGUGGUGAACGCCGUUGUGGAGUGCUCCUGGCUACGACAGCUGCUUCAGGAGUUGCUUGUUGAGGUUCCCAAGGCCACGCUCGUCUACUGUGACAACGUCUCCGUGGUCUACCUCGCUGCCAACCCUGUUCAUCAUCGUCGAACGAAGCAUAUUCAGCUCGACAUUCACUUCAUUCGGGAGCAUGUUGCCCUUGGUCGUGUUCAAGUUCUACAUGUGCCCACCGAUCAGCAGUUCGCCGAUGUUAUGACGAAGGGACUACUCUUGAUAACCCACAAUCCCCAACCUCCUGAAGAGACGCAAUUAACUGAAGAUAUCGACACUUUUUUCAGAGUUCGUGAGUGCCUCCCCCGGAGAAGCAACCGGCAGCAUUCUUCGAGAUCCCUCUCCCGCAAAUCCGGCGACCUCGUGGCGGCCGCCAUGGAACGGCGGACCGGCGUCCUCCACGUCCCGCUCACCCAUGGCGGCCCCCUCUUCCGCGUCGCUGCCUCGCUCAUCCUCGCGCCCUCCAAAGCCCUCGCCGUUCCACGCGCAAACGCGAUCCUCUUCACGGGCGACCGCGUCCCCGGCACCGGCGAGCCGGCGAUCGAGCGGCUGUCCGACGCCGCCUACCUCGCCAAGCUCCUCGCUGGGAAGCUCGCCGGGGAAGCCAACGCGUGGGUGGUCGAUGCCGCUUGCUUUGCCGGGCCGUUUGCGGUUUACCGAGAGCUCGUUCCGGCUGUGGACGCCGUUGGCGACCCUGGGCGGUAUGACCCCACUGGCCUACCGGCGGCGGUUGGUGUUGCCAACAUCUUGGCACACUGUAUUCGGGAGAUACAAAAUAAAGUCAUGAGGGGGCCAUUGAAUGAUUCUGCAAGCAAUCAAGAACCUGCUGCAUCAUUGCCACCGUCUUGUGCUCCUAAAACUAUCAUCCUGGGGUUCAGUAAGGGUGGAGUUGUCGUCAACCAGCUCGUGACAGAACUUUCUUACUGGGCCUCAAAAUCAGCAAAAAAUUCAGUUGAUGUUUCACAGAGAAGCCCAGCCCUCUUGACUGCCGAUCUACUUGUUCCCGCUACAGCUAGUGAUGUUUUGUCAAGUAUUUCCGAGUUCCAUUAUUUGGAUGUUGGCCUCAAUUGUGCUGGAGCAUACACUACUGACCAUGCGACGAUCAAGGGGAUAGCCAGCUAUGUCUCCCAGACUAGUGAUACUCUCCGUUUCGUCCUUCAUGGGACUCCGAGGCAGUGGUCUGAUCCGGACCGCCCAUGGAUCCUGGCCGAGAAAAACACGAUGCUGCGGUUGCUUCGGGACGAGGCCAACAAAUGUGAAGGGAGACUGACGCUAUCUGAAAAGAAGUACUUUGAUGGUAGACCACGCAGUGUGCUGAUGCAUUUUGAGAUUCUGGAAGCAAUGGACAUAUCCUGAUAUUCAGCGUGCGCAGCCUAUAUAGCCUUCUUUUUGAGGGUUUUAGAUUAUUUUUCGUCUUUUUGAAGGCAGAUUCAUUCCUUCAGGUCUUAUACUGUAAAUAUGAGAAAUCUUUUCUGAACAGUCAAUACAAUCAGUUACAGCUGAACUCCUCGAAUCAAAUGACUAACGAAAUAUAUAUGUGAGAUCGUUAGUUUCUUUA
Molecule: messenger RNA, 1792 nt
Organism: Hordeum vulgare subsp. vulgare (domesticated barley)
Lineage: Eukaryota; Viridiplantae; Streptophyta; Magnoliopsida; Poales; Poaceae
Exons: 4
Coding region: 1-1590 (529 amino acids)
Cellular component (GO): mitochondrion
Source: RefSeq, a predicted model, not a curated record